CCCAAAAAUGGCUCCAAAUAAAAAAUCAAAACCCAAAAGCAAAUCGACCGACCCGAUUCCGUCGCCGUCAGCCGCUCAAAUCAAAUUCCCCGCCUGUAUUCGAUCAGUUCCGCCGUCCUCCGUCGCCAUCACCAUCCACGCAAAGCCUGGUUCUAAAGUUGCUACGAUCACAGAUAUUAGUGAUGAAGCUUUAGGAGUCCAAAUCGACGCUCCUGCGAAGGACGGCGAAGCUAAUGCUGCACUUCUUGAAUAUAUUAGUGAUGUAAGUUCUUUAGUAUUAUUGUAUUUUGUUGUCUUGCUCUCUCUCUCUCUCUCUCUAAUCUUCUAUAUUAGUAGCUGGGAUUCUGAUGAUUGGUAUGAGCCUUUAUGAUGUGGUUAAUUUUAUUUUUUGAUUAUGCAGAAUAAAUUCAUCUGCUUUUACAAACUUUUAAAAGUUUUUUUUUUCAUGAGGGGUUGAUCAGCUAGAUUUUUUUUGAGUUAACCAUGUGGAGAUUGCUGAACUAAGAGAUGUAAUGGUAUUCUAGUUUAUUGAAGGAGUUUAUGGGCAGGUGGUGGUUUUUCUCCCCAUAGUUAGGGGUCUUCCAUUUCUCACUUUAUAAACUUCUACACUGCCGAUGAGCUGGUUUUGCAUUUUCAAUACCACAGUUUACAUCUCAAAAGUAGCUCUUUGAUAUUUCUGAUGUAAAACCAAUGUGUGAAUCCAAUUGGUCGAUACAUGUUGGAAGUGUUUUUAGUUCCACGCAAAAAAAUAAAAUAAAGAAAAAUAAUUUUCUGUACCCUGUCUGUGCUGAAGCUUUCUUUGUCCUCUCUUGUGGCAAAACGUUUCCAUGAGUUUAUGCUUAAUUAAAGAGAAAAAUAUAGUUGUGAGCUGAAGAGUUGAUGUGACUGUUAUUAUUUUCUUAACUAUUAUGCAUCGAAUGAUGAGGCCACGAUUUUGUUUUCGUGGUUUUGUUGUAGUAAGAAGAGAAGCCUGUUACAAUUGCAGCCAUGGGGUGCUAGACCCUUUAUUAUCUGAUGGAAAAUAGUAUAUGUGCUGGAGGAAAUUGUUUUCUUUUGGGUUCCAUUGGAAGCUCCCAGUUUUGAAUAUUUCUUUUGUCUUUAACUUUUAGGGAGCAUAGUUUAGUCGUUAGUGCAUUGGUGGAUGGAAAUCUCAUCUUUGUGUCUUUUAAAAUCCACAACCUGCUAGUCAAGUUUGAUGUAGUAAUAUCCAGUAUUUCCAACAGUAAAUUUCUAUCUCAAGGGGUGCUUUCCUACAUUAUUCCUUAGAUAAUCUAUUUCUGCCAAGACUUAGUCAUUGAAUUGGUGAUGGGAACCAAAAAAGCUUUGGAGGGAUAUUUCAGAUCAAACAAUUCGCUGCACAAGAGUCAACUGGGAUGAGUCAAACUAUUAUUAUGUUCAUUAAGUGCAUUUCUGAAUUUUAAGAAAGACAAAAGUGAAGAAGGAAUUGUAUACCAAUGUGAAGAGUGUUUCCAUGAUGUCUUGAAAACAAGUUCGGAGUUAGGACUUGAGGUAAUAGGAAGAUAAUGGUUUUGGGGAUCUAAAGGCCAAAAGUUUCUCUGCAUAUUCUUUUCUCUUUGUUAUGAAUAUGAAUAAAAAGCUGAUAUAUUUUUUAGUCCAACUUUGAAGGCAAAAUUCAUCCAUGUUUAUGUUGUUUGUUCGAUCUUUUGAGGAUCACAUGCAGCCUACAUGUGACAAAAGUAACUUAGACAUGGUUUUUGAAGGCUGUCACCGACCUCCUUCAUAUUGUACUGCUACAACCAUGAUUUGUCAUACAAUAGCAAGUUUUCCAGCGUGAUUGCUCUUCUUGCUGUGCCAUUUCUAAAAUUUUCACUACCCUUCGUAUAAUGCACUGCAUUUAGUAAGAGAAUAAAGUAAUUACUGAAAUAGGUGAUCUUUUUUCUAAAAGGAAUAUGGUUAUCUAAGCGCGUUUAUCUCUGAAGCCUUAAUCUAGAGACACAUUUUGGAUUUGAUAAUUAUUUCAGGAGUUCACACUGUAUCACCAUAACCGCUCUCUGUAUUAUCAAAUUAAAUUGAAGUGAUGUUCUGUCUCCUUCAAGAGUCCAAAUUUUCAGCUGUGACAUGGUAGUCUUUAUUCUUUUUGAAAAGCCACAAAAGUGUUACUUACUCGGGUAUAUAUUGUUCUCAAGAGAAUAAAAUGUAGAAAAAUACAUUUAUCUUAAUGGACAAGGUGUUAUUGAUUUGUACUUGGAGUGAGCGAUCAUACUGCUCCAGUUGUGCCAAAGAAGACUUUUUUUUCUCCAUUAGUGCCGUUUCAUUGUUCCUGUUAAUAUUUCUUUUUCGGGAAGGACUCAAUUUUGGGUUGGAAAGUUUAAUAACUUUUGUCAACAGGUGAUUGGUGUUAAAAGGAGACAAGUUUCAAUAGGCUCAGGCAUGAAAUCAAGGGACAAAGUAGUGAUGGUAGAAGAGACUACAUUGCAGAGUGUGUUUGAUGCCCUUGAUAAAGUAUUGAAGUCGAAAUGAUUUAGUGUGGGGCAUUGACAUAAAUGUAAAUCAUCAAAUAAAGUUGCUUUCAAAGAUCAAAUCUUCUGCAAACCAUAAAACAACGUAGCUAGGACUCAGGAGGCAUGGGACGACGUUGCUACAGAAUAUUUGAGAGUAGAUGUUGAGAAUGUUCUGACUUCAUGUUGCUAGGCGUUAGUUAAACUUAGAUAUUUUUGGUUCAGAUCACUGUGGUGCGCACAUAACUGAAAGAGAGUAAUUUGUUUCUCACAUAAUGACUAAACUGAAUAAUAGCCUUCUUACUCCUUACAAAUCACCUUCACAAGGUAGGAGGUAUACUUGUGAUGUGAAUCGGAAAUCCUAUGAAGUUUGUUUUUGCAAACCAUUUGAAUGAAAAGAACUGUUUUUGCUUCAAAGAUUGUGGGUCCUCCAGUGAAGAAUGAAAGUUAGUUGAAAUGUUUUGAAUACGAUGAACAAUAGAGAAAUAGAGAACCAAUUAAAGUAAUGGCAUUUGGAUUAUUUAAUCCAUGCUUUUACGAAAAUUGGCAACAAUGUAGCUUCUCUGAUUGUUGGUAAAUUGGUAAUUGUGGUGUUUUUGAACGGGGAUGAAUCAGAUAAUGGAUGGUAGAAUUGCAAGGAAAAGAAAAAUGAGAAGUUCAGAAUUUGAGUAUAUGAUUGACAAGAAAAGAAGUAAUCUGAGAAGUAAUCUGAAUGAGAAAGUUAAGAAAUGUACAGUUUUAUAUUCUCAAUAGAAAAAUUAUUUAAAAAUACACACUAAAAAACCGAAAUAAACAUAUAGUUAGCUUACCUGCUUUUUUCUUUUUGUGGGUGGAUUUUUCCAGCCACCCAAAUUAGUACUUGAAGCCAUCAAUUUUGAAGAAUUUCCCUUUUACCCUUGCCAUUCGGACCGAACCGGGCAAAUCAUUCGGUCUGAUUUACGUGAGAACAGACAAAUUAUUAAUUUUUAUUUU
Molecule: messenger RNA, 3431 nt
Organism: Oldenlandia corymbosa var. corymbosa
Lineage: Eukaryota; Viridiplantae; Streptophyta; Magnoliopsida; Gentianales; Rubiaceae
Source: the annotation of a GenBank genome assembly